CUAUAUGUAAGAUGGAUGUUGACUCUUGUUUCUUUCUUCCUUCAUCCAAAAAAAUUAGUCUCUCCCUCUGUUUUGUCUAGCUUGUUCGUAUUCUUCUCCGGUAGAAAUGAGAAGCCGAGAGAGAAAGGUUAAGUACACGGUUCACCGGAAAACCACCCCUUUCAACGGUUUACCGAAGGUUGUGAGAAUCACAGUGACUGACCCAUUUGCAACUGAUUCCUCCAGCGACGAGGAAAACGAUAAGUCGGUAGCUCCGGCGACUAGAGUCAAACGUUACGUGGAAGAAGUUAGGUUCGAAGGAGCUGCGAAACGCGAAAAAACGGUUACAAAAGCGACAAACAAGGCGGCUGAGAACAACGGUGAUGAUGGAACGGUAAAGCCUGUCAAGUACAGAGGAGUGAGGCAACGACCGUGGGGUAAAUACGCUGCGGAGAUUCGCGAUCCCUCCACGCGUACUCGACUCUGGCUUGGAACGUUUGCAACCGCGGAGGAAGCUGCUAUUGGAUACGACAGAGCCGCGAUCCGACUCAAAGGACCUAAGGCGCUGACGAACUUUCUGACUCCUCCGGUGAUCGACCUUGAAACGGUCUCUGGUUCCGAGUCGGCGAGGGAGUCUCGGUCCAACAGCAUAUGUUCUCCUACUUCUGUUCUCCGGUUUGAUCGCAACGAAGAAACAGAGUACAGAACAGAGGAGCCUGUCAAGCUCUCAUUGGCCGAGUCAAAGGACGCCGCGAGUUCUUCCUUGUCGGAUCCUCUUUUCUUGUCUGAUCUGUUUGGUGUCGGAGAUUGUUUAUGGGAUUCAGAAAUUACCACUGACAACUUGUUUAUAGACGAAAUCCAGACCUUACCGAACAUCACCACCAACACAAUCUCUAGUGAAUAUCUGGAUAGUUUUCCAUUAAGCGUGAUCGGGGAUUUAAGCUCUUGCUCGUGGGAUGUCGAUGAGUUUUUCAAAGAUCAAUGGUUGGAUUGAGUGAGAUAUCUUUUCAGGAUUUUAUUUUUUAUAUUUUUUUCGAGUGAUGAGUUUUUGGAUGAUAACGAGUGAUGUUUGGUCGUCAAUUUUCAUUUUCCCGGUAGACCAACUUGGACGGCUCCCAUCUGCUGGAAAGUAAUGUAAACGGAUUCUAUAUCCUUAUUGAAUUUUUUUUUUUUGUAUUUGCGAGUAAAUAUAGUAUUAGACGUUAAGAUGUGGAAGCAUUUAUUGAAUUGGGAAGAUUUUGGAAAGGUUUUGUAUUGUUUUGAAUUUUCUGUGUGUUUGUCACUAUGCAAGAAAGCAGUAUAUACUAUA
Molecule: messenger RNA, 1288 nt
Organism: Raphanus sativus (radish)
Lineage: Eukaryota; Viridiplantae; Streptophyta; Magnoliopsida; Brassicales; Brassicaceae
Product: ethylene-responsive transcription factor CRF5-like
Exons: 1
Coding region: 107-973 (288 amino acids)
Biological process (GO): regulation of DNA-templated transcription
Molecular function (GO): DNA-binding transcription factor activity; DNA binding
Source: RefSeq, a predicted model, not a curated record